AUGACUUCACCGACCGCAAACUCUGAUGAAGCCGACUUCGUCUAUGCAGUGCAUCAAGCAAGUCAUCUAAGUCCCCCGACGCCAGAUCUCAGAAACAGCGAGGCCGCAUCGAUAGAGAACUAUGGCUACAAUCCUACCCGAGAAGGCUCCAAGGAGGACCUCUUCCGAGGCCUCAACAGCUAUCGUGUGAGCGGUGUGCGCAACCAUGAGUUCAAGACUUAUCUGCUGGACGGAAAGAUUGAGAAACCUUGGACUGAGGACAAGAAAUACAAAGCGCCUCGCAAGGGCAAUUGGUAUAUCCUUGGAGGGCUUUUCCUUGCGAUAGCCGUCAGCGCUGUUGUGAACUGGAGGAUCGCGGUCGGCGUUCCCCACCACGAGUAUUGUCUAGUCUUGGACGAUUCCUUCAGCACCCUCGAUAAAUCCAUCUGGAGCCAUCAAGUCCAACUUGACGGGUUUGGUACGGGGUCCUUCGACUGGACAACAACUGAUGGCCGAAACGCCUUUACUGAUGGAGAUGGACUUCACAUUGUUCCCACCUUCACAACUGCCACAACCGAUAUUACUGAAAGCCAAUUACUCAAUGGUUAUCACCUGAACUUGGAGGACACAAAGCAUGGUGACGGUUCAUGCACCGCCCCCAAAACUGCCGAGUACUAUGCCGAUGAAUGCAGCAGGACCUCCAACAUUUCCUCCCACGCAAUCAUCAACCCCGUGAGGUCAGCACGCCUUACCACGCAAGGUGCGAAAUCGAUCCGGUAUGGUCGUGUUGAAGUCGUGGCCAAGGUGCCAAAGGGCGAUUGGCUCUGGCCGGCCAUCUGGAUGAUGCCCGAAGAUUCAGUAUACGGAAUCUGGCCGCUGAGUGGCGAGAUUGAUAUCAUGGAAAGUCGCGGCAACGCACGAGGCUACAAAAACGGCGGAAGAGAGACCGUCUCAAGCACGAUCCAUUGGGGUACCUCGUGGAAGACGGACAACUUCUGGCGAACCACACAAAAACACAAGAUCCAAAGGACAGACUAUUCCGACGGCUUCCACACCUUCGGUCUGGAGUGGUCGCAGGACUACCUUUACACGUGGGUCGACAAUCGCCUUCAGCAAGUCCUCUACGUCGACUUCACGAAAGAGGAUUUCUGGCAACGUGGCCAUUUCCAAGGCGACUACGAGAACGGCACGGAGCUCACCAAUCCCUGGUACAUUUCAGGGAACAAGAAUGCACCUUUCGAUCAAAGCUUCUACCUGAUUCUCAAUGUCGCGGUCGGGAGCCGCAAUGGCUGGUUCGCGGACGGAGUCGGUGACAAGCCAUGGGUUGACGGAAGAGACUCUGCAGCCUCGGACUUUUACGGCGCCAGGUCGGAGUGGGAACCGAGCUGGGGAGCGGGCAGCGAACGCGGUCUGACGAUCAAGAAUGUCAAAAUGUGGCAGCAAGGUCAAUGUAGCACAUAG
Fonsecaea multimorphosa CBS 102226 is the source of this 1440-nucleotide messenger RNA. RefSeq lists its product as uncharacterized. Lineage: Eukaryota; Fungi; Ascomycota; Eurotiomycetes; Chaetothyriales; Herpotrichiellaceae. The coding region runs from base 1 to 1440 and encodes 479 amino acids. The record is from RefSeq and is a predicted model, not a curated record. The transcript is spliced from 7 exons. Gene Ontology annotation, biological process: carbohydrate metabolic process. Gene Ontology annotation, molecular function: hydrolase activity, hydrolyzing O-glycosyl compounds.